GGUAGGAUGUUUGUGUCACGCUGUGUUAAAACUGCCAUGAUGCCAUCGUCAUCAAUAUUGAGUUUUGAUUUUCACAAUACUCGUGAUAACUCAAAGGUUAACCUGGAACUCAGUUAAAAAGUCAUACUCCUUAGGAAUUAUUACAGUAUGUCUGCAUUCAACUUUAGGCUCCUGCUGUAUAGAUAUGUUUUCUUAUUCUGUUUUCAUUGCAUUUCUGCCGAUUUGUAUUCGAUUAACGAUGAUGUUUUAUCAUUAAAUUCUGAUACUUUUGACAAGGCUGUUCUGAACAAAGACAACGCGUGGGUAAUAGAAUUCUACAACAGCUGGUGCGGUGCGUGUAUUAGGUUUGCGCCAACGUGGAAGGAAUUUGCGAAAGAUAUCAAAGGUUGGAAAAAUGUUGUGAGUGCAGGUGCUGUUAACUGUGCAGACGAGGAGAACUUGAAGUUAUGUCGUGACUAUGAUGUUAACAAAUUUCCUUCAAUUAGACAUUUUUGGGCCAAUGUAGAUAAAAACAACAUUGGGAAGGAUGCAAAUCACAAAGAAAAUGUAGAAGCACUUAGACAUCAGCUCAUUGAUUUUCUUACUUUGAGUUCAGAUUUACCUACCCCAAAAGAUUGGCCCUCACUUGUUCCACUCGGUGCAAAAACAAUAGAUGAUGUAUGGAAAACUGUUCCUCAACAAAUCUCCCAGGUUUUCCUGCUUAUCGAAUCACCUUCUUCGUAUAUUGGAAAAGAAGUUAUUUUAGAUAUGUCAGCAGAAAAGAAUAUUCAAAUCCUAUGCAUAGAUUUAAAUAACAAAGUAUUACUGGCUCAGCUUUUGAGGAAGGAAAAAAUUCCCUCCUCCUCCUUUCUCCUUCUGCUGACUCGGAAGGGUGGCUCAAAAGUAAUUGCCAUUGCAAAAGAAGAAAGAUAUGCUAGAGAACAGUUUGUGAAGGUUUUGAAAGAGAUUGUAAACAAUGGAAAGAUUGUUGGAGGUUAUAUGGAUAAACCAGUGGACCUUGUGAAGACAGGAAAUAAUUCUGACAAAGUAUACAUGGUAGACUUGGAAAAUGUGCUUAGCUAUUCCUUAAGGCAAGAAGUGGGAGUUUAUAAAACCCUUAAAGGGAAAGAAUUAAAAGCAUUACAACAGUACCUGGCUGCUCUAAGUAAAUUUUUUCCAGGAAAGCCCCAUGUGGUUGGAUUUUUGAAAGAACUGUACCGAUGGAUUUCAAAAGAAACCAACAGUCUAUUGGUUGAAGAUAUGCUAAAAUACAUGGAUGAUAUUCAGACAGAGGAAAUCUACAUCCCACAGAUGAAAGAAUGGCAAGGUUGCAGUGGAACUCAGCCUCGUUUUCGAGGCUACCCCUGUGGUCUUUGGAUGCUUUUUCAUGUCUUAACUGUACAAGCAUUAGAAAAACACUAUCAGGGUAAAAACCCAGACCCGUACUGGAUUUUAUAUGCUAUUAAUGGGUACAUCCAGAACUUCUUUACAUGCCGAGAAUGUUCAAAAAACUUUAAUCGAAUGGCCGCUUCUUUAAAGCAGGAACUUAAAAACCCAAAUGACACUGUUUUAUGGCUGUGGAAUGCUCACAAUCGAGCAAAUAAACGACUGGAAGGGGAUUUAACAGAAGAUCCUAAUCACCCAAAGAUCCAAUUUCCAUCAAAAAAGAUGUGUUCUGAAUGUCAUCUAGAAUCGGAUGAAAAUAGUGUUAGCUGGAACUUAAAAGCCGUUUUAAAAUUUUUUACAGCUUUCUACAGUGCCAAAAAUAUUGUUUUUGGCUCACCUAAUGAAGAGCACAAGCUAUUAAAAAAACAGAAAAAUAUAGAUAAUAGUAAUCUGUUAGAGCAAGAAGGUAAAAAAGGUAUGAAUAAAAAUCAUUUAGAUUAUGGAAUACUUGGAAGUUGGAACUUUGGAUAUUUUAGUGGCACUGAUAUCAGUUUAUGUGUAGUUUUAUACAUGACAUCAAUAAUCCUCUUGGCAAUACUUUAUUUCAUUUUUCUUAUUCGUCGCAGGAAACGAAAACUACAGUUAUUUAAAAAUAGCAAAGUUUAAACUCGUAUUUUUUAACGUAAUUGUUAGUAAUCUGAAGAAAGUCAACAUGUUUAUAUUGUAUAGCAUGAACAUUGAAGUUUGUAAGUUUUGGAUAUCAUUUACAAUCAAAAGAAAGUUUUAAAUUGUACUAGUAAAAAUCAAAUAAUGGUUUUUAUGUGACACACACAUUUACAAAAAAAUUAUUAGGACAAAAUAACCAAAGUUUCACAACCUCGUACUUGCUCUAAAUACAGUUAUAUUUGAUUUAUGUGAUAUUAAAAAUGUAUUCAUUGAACGUAAUAUUUUGAUGAAAGAUACAUUUAUAUAUUUGAUUCUCUUUCUUUGGUUUAUUUGCCUAAAGACAAGCAUAAAAUAUCCUCACCUUAUAGAUGGUGUUAUUUAUUAUGUAAGAGUGGUGAAUAUUUGAUGUAGCAUUUUAAAAUCUACCUUUUUUUUAAAAAAAAAGUAUACAAAAUUCAGUAUUUCAAUAUAUUGUCUGUGAACCAAAAGUUGUAGUCCAGGUUUUAUAGUAAUUGUAAAUGUAAAUAUCUAAUUGUAUGUAGAAUAUAGUUCUGUAAACUAAAGUAUAUUUGUAGAUUAGAGAUAAUUUGUGAUCAUAAAUGGUUUGUAAAAUUUGACAGAUUUUCCUCAGAAAGUGACAAGUUUAAAGUAUUUCUAUAAAUCAUCACUGGUAAUUUGAUAACUUUGCUUACUCCAAAAUAAAGUAUUAUGAUGUGAGGAAUGUUUUGAAUGUGUUUUAAGGUGUAUGAAAUGAAAGCUUGUUGUAGUUGAGCUGAUGUUCCUAGUAAGUGAAAUCGUAACUUGUGUGUGUAUUAUAUUUUUACCAUUUGUAAAUCAGAUGUUUUAACAGUAAUUGCUUCUGUUUUUAUCUUUUACUUCAGCCAAUAUAUGUACAUGCUUUUACUUAAUUAAAUGCUAAUUAGUUGUCAACACUUAAGUUUUAAAAAGUAAUACUCUGUAAAUGGUUCAUUUACCUUUUUUUACACUCCCAGUCUGAGGAACUCGGUGAGAAGCUGGUUGAAGUUAAAACAUUAAUAAAACUUAGUGUAAAGUAAAAAAUAAAUGUGGAUGUAAUUAAAAAAAACUGUUAUGACUGACUAACUAUGAGUGUAAUCAGUUUACCGUAAAGAUGACAAGAGUAAGAGACUGUUGAUAACUAAUAAAAAGAAUUGUGUUCACAUUACCAUCUCGCAUGUUUUAAGUAUUGUAAAAUCAUGUUUAUAGAUCUUUUUAAUCAUGAUGAAAAUGAUGUACUUCAGAUUCUUCAAAGCUUAAAGAAAAAACGAGUUUACAGCUGACUGCCUCAUAACUUAAAACUGAAGGUUUACUCAAUAAUUGCUUCUACUUUUAAUCUUUGGCUCCAAUCAAACUUUUAAAGUCAGCUGUUUUAUUAAUAAAAUACCUUGAUCUAAGCCAAAGUAGUGAAGUCUUUUUAUCAGUAAAUGCAUUAUUAUAUUUUUUAUUUUUAACCAGACUUUCAAAUUCAAGUGUUUUAUCAAUAAAGUCUUUUUUUUCACUCUGUUAUCUAAAAGUCAUAACGGAGAUUGCCUGUGGUAAUAGUGCCCAAAAGCAUUAGGGAUAUCCCAUCUAUCAGACAAAAUCCAAAAAAGCAGAUGAGAAACCAGUCGGUAGUCAUGGAAAAUUCAAUAAGGGUACAGAGUUGAGUGCUUAAUACCCACAACAUCAACUCUUACUGCCUUUCACUGUCUGUAACCAGUUGUGGGAAGGCAGUUACCCUUAAAAAGAUGUAAUAAAGUUAAAAGUAGAAAUGAGA
This is a messenger RNA of Limulus polyphemus (Atlantic horseshoe crab), 3805 nucleotides long. Its product is annotated as sulfhydryl oxidase 1-like. Gene Ontology annotation, biological process: protein folding. The transcript has 10 exons. Gene Ontology annotation, cellular component: Golgi membrane. Gene Ontology annotation, molecular function: flavin-dependent sulfhydryl oxidase activity; protein disulfide isomerase activity. The coding region runs from base 148 to 2031 and encodes 627 amino acids. The record is from RefSeq and is a predicted model, not a curated record. NCBI's taxonomy places the organism in Eukaryota, Metazoa, Arthropoda, Merostomata, Xiphosura, Limulidae.